Messenger RNA from Juglans microcarpa x Juglans regia, 3412 nucleotides. RefSeq names its product probable serine/threonine-protein kinase SIS8. Bases 210 to 3104 code for a protein of 964 amino acids. Gene Ontology annotation, molecular function: protein kinase activity; ATP binding. Gene Ontology annotation, biological process: protein phosphorylation. The transcript is spliced from 13 exons. The record is from RefSeq and is a predicted model, not a curated record. NCBI's taxonomy places the organism in Eukaryota, Viridiplantae, Streptophyta, Magnoliopsida, Fagales, Juglandaceae.
GCAUUGGAGGGAAUUGGUGAGCCGUUAAUUUUAUAGUCUUUGGAGUUGUGUUAGCUUGACGAAGAAGGGUGCGCAGGUUAAGCGAAUCUGCUUUGUGCCUAGUGGGCGUAGGUUAGGCCAGUAGAGACGCACAGAAAGAAAGAGAGAACCCUUUAUGCUUCGAGAGAGAGAGAGACAUACAGACAGAGUCUCUGUUCCUUAGAGGAUCGAUGUCCAAAAUGAAGCAUCUACUCAGAAAGCUUCACAUCGGUGGUGGACUCAAUGAACACCAGAGAUUGGCCGAGUCCCGACCCACAACGAACCCGAGCCCCACUCAGAGUCCGAGUCCGAGUCCGAAUACGCCCGCUUCGUCUUCUUCUUCUUCGGGGCCGUCUUCGACGGCCUCUGGGCCCGCCACAAUGGGGAGAAUCGGGGCCGAUGAAUCAGUCGUCGAUCGGACGGCUGGGGAUGGCGGUGGCGGUGGUGGUGAUGGCUGCGUGGAUUUCAAUUUCAUGGAGGAGGAAUUUCAGGUGCAGUUGGCCCUAGCGAUUAGCGCAUCCGAUCCAGAUGCGCGCGAGGACUCCGAGACGGCUCAGAUCGAUGCCGCCAAGCAGAUUAGCCUUGGGUGCUCCGCUCCCGUCUCUGACAGUCAAGCCAUCGUCAAGUUUUUAUCGCUUCGGUAUUGGAACUAUAAUGUAGUAAGUUAUCAUGAAAAAGUGAUGGAUGGUUUUUAUGAUGUAUAUGGCAUUACCUCAAAGCUGGACACACAAGGGAAGAUGCCUUUGUUGGUGGAUCUUCAAGCAAUAUCCAUUUCAGAUAAUGUUGACUAUGAAGUUAUUUUCGUAAAUCGCUUGGUUGAUCGUGAACUUCAAAAGCUUGAGAAGAUAGCUUGUACCAUAUCCAAAGAGUAUCGAGUUUCUGAACAGGGCCAGAUUUUAAGUGGUUUGAUUCAGAAAAUUGCCGAUCUUGUUGUUGAUAGAAUGGGUGGUGUGGUACUUGAUGCUGAUGAAAUGUUGAGAAGAUGGAACACAAGGAGUUAUGAGUUACGGAAUUCUCUAAACACAAUUAUUCUUCCCCUUGGAUGUCUUGAUGUUGGACUUUCACGCCAUAGGGCCUUGCUAUUUAAGGUACUAGCGGAUAGGAUUAAUCUUCCAUGUACGUUGGUCAAAGGAAGCUACUAUACAGGCACUGAUGAUGGAGCUGUGAACUUCAUCAAAAUGGAUGAUGGAAGUGAAUAUAUAAUUGAUCUCAUGGGUGCUCCUGGUACCCUAAUUCCUGCUGAAGUACCAAGCAGUCAGCUCCCAAAUCCUGUCUAUGAUGUAAGGAGCUAUGCAGAUGUCAUUGGAAUACCCACUGAUGUGUGUUUGAUGGAUAAUGAAGGAAACAGAAAGCUGGUACCACCUGAUCUUGAUAGAGUUUUUGAAAUUGUUGGUUCAAAGUCAGACGAAGCUUCAGUUGUAGGCAUGCAAACAAAAGAAAAUCAAACUGAGAUAUUUGAAAAUCAAUGGGGCAAGCUUCUUCCAUCACUGCAGAAAACAUGUGAAAGCUCAUCGGGCACAUGUGGAAAAGCAUCAUCAGCACAGAAAAAGAAAGUUAAGGAUGUUUCAAAAUAUGUAAUCAGUGCAGCCAAGAACCCCGAGUUUGCUCAGAAACUGCAUGCUGUUCUGUUAGAGAGUGGUGCAUCGCCUCCUCCAGAUUUGUUUUCAGACAUAAAUCCACAUGAUCUGGGUCAACAGAAGUUGGUUGGACAAAAUGAUCUGGUGAAUGCAAAAAAUGUAGACAAUGAGGUUCAAUAUGAACCUGAUAAGUUUUUGUCAAAUCUGGAGCAGUCCCUUGUACCCAAUACUGAAAUGGAGCCUUUGAACAAUGUCACUUGUGAUAGGAAACAAAAACUAUCUACGCAGAGGUUAUCCAAUCAAUCAAAAGAAUUGGAGACAACUUCCAUUAUGUCUGAUGUUUCUUUGCCCUCUGAACCUACAACUCAGGGAUUUGUGCUUGUUGGUAGUGGAAGUAAUGACCCCGUCUGUGCUGAUGCUACAGGUGUAAAUGCGGUUACUCUUAACAAUGCUGAAAUGGUUGCUAGAGCUCUGCAUGAUACUGCAGCUGACUCUUGCCAAAGACAAGUUAAUAUUGCAUUAGUCAAUGAUGAUCAACAGUGCUUUCUGGAUAAGAUUAGAAGAGAUUCUGCUGACAUUGAGUUGGGCAAAGAAUCUGUUAUGAAAUUAACAGAAGCAGCCAACACCGGUCUCUUCAUUGCUUCUGAUGCUCAUGGUGAGGGUACUAACCCAGUGCUGGGGGAAGUUGCAGAAUGGGAAAUUCCUUGGGAGGAUCUACGGAUUGGUGAACGUAUUGGUAUCGGUUCGUAUGGUGAGGUUUAUCGUGCAGAUUGGAAUGGCACUGAAGUUGCUGUCAAGAAGUUUCUGGACCAAGGUUUAUCUGGUGAUGCAUUGGUUCAGGUUAAAAGUGAAGUUGAAAUCAUGUUAAGGCUAAGACAUCCUAAUGUUGUCCUUUUCAUGGGAGCAGUUACACGGCCCCCACAUUUCUCUAUACUGACGGAGUUCCUUCCCAGGGGAAGUUUGUAUAGAUUACUCCAUCGUCCCAAUUCUCCAAUUGAUGAAAAGAGGCGAAUGCGGAUGGCACGUGAUGUGGCCAGAGGAAUGAAUUACUUGCAUACAAGCCAUCCUCCCAUUGUGCAUCGAGAUUUAAAGUCUCCAAAUCUCCUCGUUGAUAAAAACUGGGUUGUUAAGGUUUGUGAUUUUGGUUUAUCGCGCAUGAAGCACCAUACUUUUCUGUCUUCUAAAUCCACUGCUGGAACACCUGAAUGGAUGGCACCCGAAGUUCUAAGGAAUGAACAAGCCAACGAGAAGUGUGAUGUGUAUAGCUUUGGUGUGAUAUUAUGGGAGUUAUCUACUUUACGUAUCCCUUGGAAAGGCUUGAACCCGAUGCAGGUUGUUGGAGCUGUUGGAUUCCAGAACAGGCGUCUUGAAAUUCAGGACGAAGUUGAUCCAGCAGUUGCAGAGAUAAUACAUGAUUGCUGGCAAACGGAUCCACAAUUACGGCCUUCUUUCGCACAGCUCUACUCCCGGCUUUGCCAUCUUCAACGCCUUGUUGUUUCAACAAAUUAAUAGACACGGUGACAGAUCGCGACGUUGUAAUAAUAGUUGUUCUUCGGCUCAAAGAGCCAGAGGAGCUGAAGAUUUCAUAUGAAAAAGAAACUUGCUGGAUUGGAAAGUGCUGGUUCAUUCAAAGUGGGAGUCAGCGCAAGCCAUUCAGAAGAAUUGGUGUUCCUCCUAACUGAAUAGCUGCAAAAGUGCAGUGGAGGAGGAGGAUACGAUUGAAUGUUAGUGGUGUAAGUAGGUAGUAUCAUUCUACAUGUAAGAAUGUCCCGGGAGUAGAAGAGGGAGUUUUAAAAGAAAAGAAAGAAAGAAAGAAA